CCUAAAGGUGACAUCCUCCGGCAAAGUGGAACUAGAGAGAGGAGCAAGCGCGUAUAAGGGCUUGGUCAUCCCACAUCGAUAAAAUAGAAUCGUGAUACUCUUUUAAUAAACUGCUCCCCAAGCACUCCCAUCAUCGCGCACCCCAACAUCUCGAUCAGAUCUCAACGUUUCAAUAAAACCAACAAAAAAUGGCAGCCGGCACCAAGCGCAAGCAUCGCGCUGACGAACCCGACGGUCCCGCCCUCAAAUCCGCCAAAUCCGCAGCCCUCUCCCUGCCGUCGCCACCGCACAACGACACCCCCACAACCAAGAAGGCGAUGAUCCCCGCCAAACUCACCACCACCGCCGUCACCGCCGCCGUCGCGGGGGAGGACAUGACGCCGCAACUCGAGCGGAUCGCCUCCUCCAACCGCACCCCCUUCGAGAAGCGCGUGUGGACCCUCCUCUGCCAGGUCCCACGCGGCCAGUUCACGACAUACGGCCUCCUAGCCGCGGCCCUCGGACAAUCCUCGUCCUCCUCCUCGGCGUCGUCUCCGCGCGCCGUAGGCAACGCCCUGCGGCGGAACCCCUUCGCUCCGGGGGUGCCCUGCCACCGCGUCGUGGCGACGGGCGGGGCGCUAGGCGGGUUCAAGGGCCGGUGGCCGCGGGACGGGGAGGGGAUCACGCUGGACGAGAAGAGGGCGCUGCUCAGGGCCGAGGGGGUCAGGUUCGAUGCUGCUGGAAGGAGGGUGCUGGGGUCGCCGUUUCUGGCGUUUGUUUAAGGGGGU
Messenger RNA from Phialemonium atrogriseum, 767 nucleotides. RefSeq names its product 6-O-methylguanine DNA methyltransferase. Gene Ontology annotation, molecular function: methylated-DNA-[protein]-cysteine S-methyltransferase activity. The record is from RefSeq and is a predicted model, not a curated record. The transcript has a single exon. The coding region runs from base 189 to 761 and encodes 190 amino acids. Gene Ontology annotation, biological process: DNA repair. NCBI's taxonomy places the organism in Eukaryota, Fungi, Ascomycota, Sordariomycetes, Cephalothecales, Cephalothecaceae.